Molecule: messenger RNA, 1281 nt
Organism: Odobenus rosmarus divergens (Pacific walrus)
Lineage: Eukaryota; Metazoa; Chordata; Mammalia; Carnivora; Odobenidae
Gene: SOX7
Product: SRY (sex determining region Y)-box 7
Exons: 2
Coding region: 79-1239 (386 amino acids)
Biological process (GO): regulation of DNA-templated transcription; cell differentiation; anatomical structure morphogenesis
Molecular function (GO): DNA-binding transcription factor activity, RNA polymerase II-specific; RNA polymerase II cis-regulatory region sequence-specific DNA binding
Source: RefSeq, a predicted model, not a curated record
AAGUUGGACGCCCGACCCGUGCGAGGGCCGGGUUAGCGCCUGCCCUGCGAGGCGAAGCGAGGGGACCCCCGUGCGGCCAUGGCCACGCUGUUGGGAGCUUAUCCGUGGCCCGACGGGCUCGAGUGCCCGGCCCUGGAAGCCGAGCUGUCGGAUGGGCUGUCGCCGCCGGCCGCCCCCCGCGGGCCGGGGGACAAGGGCUCGGAGAGCCGUAUCCGGCGGCCCAUGAACGCCUUCAUGGUAUGGGCCAAGGACGAGAGGAAACGUCUGGCGGUGCAGAACCCGGACCUGCACAACGCCGAGCUCAGCAAGAUGCUGGGAAAGUCGUGGAAGGCGCUGACGCUGUCCCAGAAGAGGCCCUACGUGGACGAGGCGGAGCGGCUGCGCCUGCAGCACAUGCAGGACUACCCCAACUACAAGUACCGGCCUCGCAGGAAGAAGCAGGCCAAGCGCCUCUGCAAGCGCGUGGACCCGGGCUUCCUCCUGAGCUCCCUUUCCCGGGACCAGAACGCUCUGCCCGAGAAGCGGAGCGGCGGCCGCGGGGCGCUGGGGGAGAAGGAGGACAGGGGUGAGUACUCCCCGGGCUCCGCCCUGCCCAGCCUGCCGGGCUGCUACCACGAGGGGCCAACUGGCGGCGGCGGCACCCCAGGCAGCGUGGACACUUACCCGUACGGGCUGCCCACGCCCCCGGAAAUGUCGCCCCUGGACGUGCUGGAGCCGGAGCAGACCUUCUUCUCCUCCCCUUGCCAGGAGGAGCAUGCGCACUCCCGCCGCAUCUCCCACCUGCCGGGGCCCACUUACUCCCCGGAGUACGCCCCCAGCCCCCUCCACUGCGGCCAUCCCCUGGGCUCCCUGGCCCUCGGCCAGUCCCCGGGCGUCUCUAUGAUGUCCACUGUCCCUGCCUGUCCCCCGUCUCCUGCCUAUUACUCCCCUGCCACCUACCACCCUCUCCACUCCAACCUCCACGCCCACCUGGGCCAACUCUCCCCCCCUCCCGAACACCCCGGCUUUGAUGCCCUGGAUCAGCUGAGCCAGGUGGAACUCCUGGGGGACAUGGAUCGCAAUGAGUUCGACCAGUAUUUGAACACUCCUGGCCACCCAGACUCUGCUGCAGGGGCUGUGGCCCUCAGUGGGCAUGCCCCGGUCUCCCAGGUGACAUCAACAGGCCCCACAGAGACCAGCCUUAUCUCCGUGCUGGCUGAUGCCACAGCCACGUACUACAACAGCUACAGCGUAUCAUAGAGUCGGAGGCAGCCAGCCCAGCCCUGCGUCGCCGCAGCCCUC